Messenger RNA from Phragmites australis (common reed), 1518 nucleotides. Its product is annotated as probable carboxylesterase 2. Lineage: Eukaryota; Viridiplantae; Streptophyta; Magnoliopsida; Poales; Poaceae. The transcript has a single exon. Gene Ontology annotation, molecular function: hydrolase activity. The coding region runs from base 110 to 1168 and encodes 352 amino acids. The record is from RefSeq and is a predicted model, not a curated record.
AUAACCGGACCCGUGCCCGUGGCAGCACCUCCGAGACGCCAGGCGCAGACAGGCAGCUCACGUUCUCACACUCCACACUGCCACUCUCUGCUCUGCUCCGCCUCCGCCCAUGGCCUCGCAGAUCUUGCUCCCGCUGCUCCUCUUCCUCAUUGGCUCGCAUUGCGGCAGCGGGGCGCCGGGAGCGGCGAGGCGGCAGCUGCUGGCGCGGCGCGCUGGGGACCCCAACUCGCAGGUCAAGUUCGACUUCUCGCCGUUCCUGAUCGAGUACAAGAGCGGCCGCGUGAAGCGGCUCAUGGGCACCAACGUGGUGGCCGCGUCGUCCGACGCGCUCACAGGCGUCACCUCCAGGGACGUCGUCAUCGACCCCGCCAACAACGUCUCCGCGCGGCUCUACCUCCCUAGCUUCCGCGCCAGCGCCAGGGUCCCCGUGGUCGUCUACUUCCAUGGCGGCGCGUUCGUGGUCGAGUCGGCAUUCACGCCCAUCUACCACGCCUAUCUCAACACCCUCACCGCCAGGGCCGGCGUCGUGGCGGUGUCGGUGAACUACCGCCUCGCGCCGGAGCACCCGCUCCCGGCGGCCUACGACGACUCGUGGGCGGCGCUCAAGUGGGUGCUCGCGAACGCGGCUGGGUCGGACCCGUGGCUCUCCCAGUACGGCGACCUGUCCCGCCUGUUCCUCGCCGGCGACAGCGCGGGCGGCAACAUCGCGCACAACCUGGCACUGCGCGCCGGGGACGAAGGCCUGGACGGCGGGGCCAGGAUCAAGGGCGUGGCGCUGCUGAACCCGUACUUCCAGGGGCGGAGCCCCGUGGGCGCCGACGCAAUGGACCCGGCCUACCUCCAGUCCGCGGCGCGCACCUGGAGCUUCAUCUGCGCGGGGAGGUACCCGAUCAACCACCCGUACGCGGACCCGCUCGUCCUGCCGGCUUCCUCGUGGCAGCGGUUGGGCUGCUCCCGCGUGCUGGUGACCGUGUCGGAGCUGGACCGCCUGAGCCCGUGGCAGCGCGCGUACUACGCCGCGCUCCGUGGCAGUGGCUGGCCCGGGCAGGCCGAGCUCUACGAGACCCCCGGCGAGGGCCACGUGUACUUCCUCACCAAGCUCGGCACGCCGCAGGCGCUCGCCGAGAUGGCCAGGCUCGUCGCCUUCAUUAACCGCGAUAACCAGUAGUUGCAGUACCGCGACAACAAAAGUAUACUAUAGUAAUUAGUAACUAGCGAGGGUGAGGUGAUUAAUUACUUUUGUUCUUAAUUACCGGUCGAUUACUACACGUCGGUUCCUCCCCAGAAACCGUCCGGAUGGAGAGAGAGGGGCCGGUGCCUGUUUGUUCGCUCGCGUUUCAUGACUAGAGUCUGCAGUGCUGACGCAGUGGUCGCUGGCCGCUGCGUGUCGUGGUUACUUCUAGUUACCGUACCAUAUGAUACUAUAGCGUCACUCACUCUACUACCUAGUACCGAUUGCAAUCUGUUACCUUUUAUCUGUGGCUACUUCUAUAUUGGGGUGAUUUUCUCGGAGUGUCA